CUCGGCCAGAGGCUUUUGCCCUCCAUGCUGGCCCCGAAGAGGAGGGGGAAGGGAGGGGGCGGUCCCAGGGCCGGCGAGGACCUAGCUUCAAAUGCAGGCGCGAGUGGCGGAGCCUGCGGGCGGUGGCAGUGACGGCGGAGACAGAGGAGGAGGAGAAGGAGGCGGCGGCGACGGCGGCGGCGGCGCCUCGCCGGUGACGGCCCUAUCCGAUGUAGACCAGAUGAGACCGGGCGGGAACUGCAGUGGCUACAGGAGUCUUGUCGAAAAAUGAAUAACCUUACUACUCCUCGGUGAAAAAUAGUGUAUAUGCUACAAGCAUGAAAGGAAGUUCCAGACGUCCAACACCAAAAUAUACUAAAGUUGGGGAACGUUUACGACAUGUUAUUCCUGGACAUGUGGCAUGUUCAAUGGCAUGUGGUGGUCGAGCCUGCAAGUAUGAAAAUCCAGCUCGCUGGAGUGACCAGGAACAAGCCAUUAAAGGGAUUUAUUCCUCCUGGGUCACAGAUAACAUACUUGCAAUGGCUCGACCAUCAACUGAGCUUAUUGAAAAGUACAAUAUCAUUGAACAGUUUCAAAGCUAUGGCAUAAAAACAAUAAUUAACCUUCAGCGACCUGGAGAGCAUGCAAGCUGUGGAAACACACUAGAACCAGAAAGUGGCUUCACUUAUCUUCCUGAAGCUUUUAUGGAAGCUGGCAUUUACUUCUACAAUUUUGGAUGGAAGGACUAUGGUGUAGCAUCUCUUACUACUAUCUUAGAUAUGGUAAAGGUGAUGACAUUUGCCUUACAGGAAGGGAAAGUAGCUAUUCAUUGCCAUGCUGGACUUGGUCGAACAGGUGUUUUAAUAGCAUGUUACUUAGUUUUUGCAACAAGAAUGACUGCAGAUCAAGCAAUUAUUUUUGUUCGGGCAAAAAGGCCAAAUUCUAUACAAACAAGAGGCCAGUUGUUAUGUGUAAGGGAGUUCACUCAGUUUUUGAUUCCUCUUCGCAAUGUGUUUUCUUGCUGUGAGCCCAAAGCGCAUGCUGUUACUUUAUCACAGUACUUAAUUCGCCAGCGUCAUUUACUUCAUGGUUAUGAAGCUCGACUUCUAAAGCAUGUGCCAAAAAUUGUUCAUCUGGUUUGCAAACUGCUAUUGGAUUUAGCUGAAAACAGACAAGUGAUAAAGGAGGACAUAAUAAAGGUACCUGAUCUCUCUGCUGAAAUCGAAAAGACAGUUUCGGAGAUGGUCACAAUGCAGCUGGAUAAAGAGUUCAUGAAACAGGAGAAUGACACGUCUCUAACAUUCACCCCCUCAGCAGUGACAGUAGCGUUUGAGAACCAGGAGGCUUUUCUCUCCAGUGAACAUGAAUUUGAUCCUCUCUGGAAGAGGCGCAAUGUCGAAUGCCUUCAGCCUCUGACUCAUCUGAAAAGACGGCUCAGCUAUAGUGACUCAGACUUGAAACGAGCUGAAUUUCUUUUGGAGCAAGGAGAGACGCCGUGGACGGUGCCCCCCCAAACCCUCGCCUGCUGUAACCCCAAGCAGGAGCAGACGGUGAGCCGCCCUUGUGUCGAGCCGUCCCCUCCCCUGGAUAUCAGUAAAGACGCUUUGGUCCGAAAUACAUUUUCUUUCUGGAAUCAGCCUAAAUGUAGUUUAGAAGGCUCCAGAGAGGAGGGAUCACCACUUUUCCAUAGGAGAAAGAUCCCAAAGGAAGUCCAACGGAGCAGAACCUUUUCUUCAGGGUUUUCAGGUGUGCACCACACUGGGGAGUCAGUCACCCCCAAGGCUGCAAUUACGCCCAUGCUGCCGAACAGCCUGCCCCAGAAAGCUGACCCCUGUCAGUACAACCCCGGCGGUCCCUGGGGACAAGAUCCUGUGGCUUGUGCUGGGAGUUACUAUGUCCCUCAGAACUGUGGUGCCACUCUGGAGGGGGAAUGCAUCGUCACAUCCGAAAGCCAGGAAAGUCACAACCCGCCCCAAGCAAUGCCACUGAGUCCUGAAGGACGGAGAGUGUUGGCAGCAAAAGCCCUGGCAAACUUGAAUGAAUUUAUAGAAGAAGCAGAAGUAAAACAGAAGGUGGAAAUGUGGCAGAAAGAACUGAAUUCUCGAGAUGGGGCUUGGGAGAGAAUAUAUGGAGAAAGAGAUCCUUUCAUACUGUGUGGCUUGAUGUGGUCCUGGGUAGAGCAACUAAAGGAACCUGUUAUAACCAAAGAGGAUAUUGAUAUGUUAGUUAGCAACUAUGCUGAUGACUCAGAAGCACUUUCAUUACUUGAAAAGGAACAACACCAGACUAUUCUUUGUAUCUUGCACUGUAUAGUGAACUUGCAGACAAUUCCAGUUGAUGUAGAGGAAGCCUUCCUUGCCCAUGCCAUUAAAUCUUUCACCAAGAUUAAUUUUGAUUCUGAAAAUGGACCAGUGGUUUAUCACACCCUGAAAAAAAUAUUUAAGCACGCAUUAGAAGAAAAAAGAAAGAUUACAAAAGAAGGAUCAGAACACACCUCUUAAUGUUUACAAUUCUUUGUGUGGGGGGGAGGUCUUCUUUGGAUCCCAAGAAGGAUCGGUUUAAUCAGCUACUUUUUCUCCCUUUGAUGUUUAUUUUAACCUAACCUGAAGACCCUGAUAACAUUUAUGUUUCUAUGUGAAUAUGUUGAAGCUUAAGAGCUGCUUUUUUUGUGGUUUUAUUGUAGCAUUUCAUUUAAAGUGAUAUUGUUUUGUAUUAUAUAUGAUAUUAUAUUAUUUUGAGGCUAUUUAUUGACUGAAAAAAUAUAUCUUCAAGCUUUAUUUUUUUUGCCAUAAAGUCAGUGCCAUUUCCUUUUAUUUAGUGAAUCGCACUAAUGUUGUAUUAACAUUUGAAGUACAUGAUGUUUACAUUAAUGUUUCUCUAUUUUUCAUUGUGGUAGAAACUGACUCUACUUUCCAAAACAAUUGUCUUGAUGACUGAACUCUCUAUGGAGUUUAAAAAAUAGAUUCUUCAAUAGUAAAACAACACUUUAUAGCCAUUACUUCCUGACAUAUAACUUAAGUCACCAAGUGUCUUGAAAUGUUGUUUUAUAUUUGUGACUACAAAUGUUUCUGUUGCAAGAUUUUUAAAGGAUUUUUUCAUUUGUUUUGAAUUACUUUUGUUUUUAAUAAGGCAAAAUACUUCAAAGUAUAUUUUUCCAAGAUAGGUAGUUUGAUGUUAAAAGAUUAAAUGUAAAUUGGUUUGGUAAUUUUGUAUUUGGGAAAAGCAGAUCUGCUUUAUUUGUCAGGACCAUGAAUGAACUUUGCAGCACACCAGCCUUUGCCAUCCCAGGAAGGCAGUAUCCAUUCUCAGGACCUAAAGCCUUAUUUCCUCUGUACUGGGUAACUGCUUAGCCAAAUAGCUACAAGCUUAUCCUCAAAUUAUCUUUAAUAAGAAAAUAGGAUGAAGGACUGACUGACUUAUUAAAUAGUAAGACAGAGCCAGGCUUUCGUAAAGGGGGUGGAUCUGUGACCCUUGAAAGCAUUUUUCACAGUAAAGAUAAUUAUGGGGCAGCAAUUUCAUAUGGGAUUAUAGAAUCCUAGAGGAGCCUUUCAGAUCCCCUACACAGGCCCCAGCAUAUUCUGUCCUUUGGAGUAAGGGCACAGUCACAAAAUGUUAACGAUUUUUUUUUGUUCUACGAGUUGGUAAUAAGUAAUGGUUACUCAGCCUCAUCUGCAGCUCUGUCUACAAACCCCUAGUGCCACUAUGGAAACAUCCAUAUCUUUAGACCAGGUAUAACAGGCUGAGAUGUUGAGGGAACGGAGAACAUUAAGCAUGGGGGAGAGAUGUUAAAGGAAAUUUAGCAGCAAAGCCCCCUUCAUCUUCUCUACCAUUUCUAAUUGUGGGGUUCUGUGGACCCUUUCUCCUCAUGACCAUUUAAUUCCAGAGAUAUUAUUAAGAUAUUAUUCUAUCCUCUCUGGAUUAUAUUAGGUUAAAUUUGGUGCAAAGAAGCUUUUUCAGUUAUCAGCUGAGCUAUGUUAUGUAGAAAAAGUUGACUUCUUGUCCUCGUUCCUAGGAAAGCAAGCUUUCAGAGUUACAGAAAUAAUGGCAGUCAUCACUGGCAUUGUUAAUAGUCACUGUAAUGAAGACAAGAGUUCAAGUGGCAUCCAGGAGAAACUAGCUUUGUCCCAUAUUUUGUUGAUAUUUAUUGAAACAGCUCUGAGGAAAUGGGCAGGGUGUUCCACCUGUCUUAAAGACAAUUUCAGAGAAGGCUUGAUUGAAUUACAGUAGUUGAAAUGUUUCCCAAUUUAUAUAUAUAUCACUUUCCACAUACUAACUCAGUUGCUGGAUGUUAAAUUAAUUUCUUGAGGAGACAUUCCAGUAGUUUGUAAUGAACUGAAUUCACCUCCAUUUGUAUAGAUGAAGUCAUUUCUGAAAUUCUUCACUUUCAAGUGCCUGAGUUGGGGGAUGGGGAACAACCAAAAAUAACCUCUGUUUUAGUCCAAAGUAAUAACAAGAUUAUAGAAGAAUCAAUUAUUAACAAAAAUAUGCUCUAGAGAUGGGCAAAUGACAACCAUGACUCAUUGGACAAAUUGAUAAUUUAUAAACAAUAUUAAUUUCAAUUUGGCGAGCAAAUAUGGUAUAUUCCUGAUGCUAUUAUUGUAUUCUGUGGUUAAAAAAUAGAUGUAAACUGGUCAUGAAAAUUAGUAUAUGCCAAGAACCUGAAAGAAAUGACUAGCUAAAAGAAAUCAGGCUGUAGACGAGUACUGUGUUAAUUUUAAUAAAAAUGGAAAUUAGAACUCAAA
This is a messenger RNA of Monodelphis domestica (gray short-tailed opossum), 4721 nucleotides long. It is a transcript of the gene PTPDC1, whose product is annotated as protein tyrosine phosphatase domain containing 1. Gene Ontology annotation, biological process: cilium assembly; protein dephosphorylation. The record is from RefSeq and is a predicted model, not a curated record. NCBI's taxonomy places the organism in Eukaryota, Metazoa, Chordata, Mammalia, Didelphimorphia, Didelphidae. Gene Ontology annotation, molecular function: protein tyrosine phosphatase activity.